Messenger RNA from Rangifer tarandus platyrhynchus (Svalbard reindeer), 369 nucleotides. Lineage: Eukaryota; Metazoa; Chordata; Mammalia; Artiodactyla; Cervidae. The record is from the annotation of a GenBank genome assembly.
AUGGAUGGCUUGGCGCGGCGUUUGGGCUGCGACUGCUGCUGGCGACAGUGCUUCAAACGGUCUCUGCGCUGGGAGCAGAGUUUUCCUCAGAGUCUUGCCGGGAGUUGGGUUUCUCCAGCAACUUGCUCUGCAGCUCCUGUGACUUGCUUGGACAGUUCAGCCUUCUGCAGCUGGACCCUGACUGUAGAGGGUGCUGUCAGGAGGAAGCACAAUUUGAAACUAAAAAGCUGUAUGCAGGAGCUAUUCUUGAAGUCUGUGGAUGAAAAUUGGGGAGGUUCCCUCAAGUCCAAGCUUUCGUCAGGAGUGAUAAACCCAAACUAUUCAAAGGACUGCAAAUCAAGUAUGUUCGCGGUUCAGACCCUGUGCUAA